Messenger RNA from Cygnus atratus (black swan), 1894 nucleotides. It is a transcript of the gene KICS2, whose product is annotated as KICSTOR subunit 2. The record is from RefSeq and is a predicted model, not a curated record. Bases 46 to 1386 code for a protein of 446 amino acids. The transcript is spliced from 3 exons. Gene Ontology annotation, cellular component: KICSTOR complex. NCBI's taxonomy places the organism in Eukaryota, Metazoa, Chordata, Aves, Anseriformes, Anatidae. Gene Ontology annotation, biological process: cellular response to amino acid starvation; negative regulation of TORC1 signaling; protein localization to lysosome.
GGCGGGCGGGCGGAAGCGGCCGGGAGCAGCGGGUGCGGGUGCGGGAUGGGGGAGGCGAUCGCGCUGGGCGCGCCGGUGCCGGUGGAGCAGGCGGUGCUGGAGACGUUCUUCUCGCACCUCGGCAUCUUCUCCUACGACAAGGCCAAGGACAACGUGGAGAAGGAGCGCGAGGGCAACAAGAGCGCGGGCGGCAGCUGGCUGGCCCUGCUGGCGGCGCUGGCGCACCUGGCGGCCGCCGAGAAGGCGUACCACAGCAUGGCCUUCCUCGGGCAGAAGCUAGGUGGUCAGUCAUUCUUCAGCCGAAAGGACUCCAUCCGAACCAUCUACACAUCCCUGCACAAUGAGCUGAAGAAGGUGGUGGCGACGGGUCGCAAUGCACUAGGAGGAACAGCUCCUCACUUGGAAGAGCUGCUUUCUCACCUGUCUGAACAGCUCUGUUUUUUUGUUCAGGCUCGGAUGGAAAUUGCUGACUUCUAUGAAAAAAUGUACACGCUCAGCACCCAAAAGUUCAUUAACUCUGAGGAACUGGUAAACAUUUUGGAAUCCAUCUUAAAGAAAUACAGCUCAAGAUUCCAUCAUCCAAUCCUCAGUCCUCUUGAAAGCAGUUUCCAGCUGGAAGUAGAUGUGCUUGCACAUCUCUUAAAGGCUCAGGCUCAGAUCUCAGAGUGGAAGUUCCUUCCAUCCCUGGUCAACUUGCACAGCGCUCACACAAAACUACAGACGUGGGGCCAAAUUUUUGAGAAACAGCGAGAGACCAAGAAGCAUCUGUUUGGAGGGCAGUCUCAAAAAGCAGUACAACCUCCACACCUCUUCCUCUGGCUGAUGAAACUCAAAAACAUUCUCCUUGCCAAGUUUAGCUUUUACUUUCACGAGGCCCUUAGUCGACAAACAACAGCAUCUGAAAUGAAAACUUUGACUGCAAAAACAAAUCCUGAUUACUUUGGGAAAAUUUCCAGUUUCAUUCGGAAAUAUGAUGCUGUCAAUGUUUCCUUGAUUUUUGACAAUCGUGGAUCGGAAAGUUUUCAGGGACACGGUUAUCAUCACCCCCAUUCUUACAGGGAAGCCCCCAAAGGAGUGGAUCAGUACCCCGCAGUGGUGUCUCUGCCCAGCGACAGGCCUGUUAUGCACUGGCCCAAUGUAAUCAUGAUUAUGACUGACAGAACCUCUGACCUCAACAGCUUGGAGAAGGUUGUUCACUUCUACGAUGACAAAGUCCAAAGCACAUACUUUCUGACUCGCCCUGAACCUCAUUUUACCAUCGUAGUUAUUUUUGAGUCUAAGAAGUCAGAAAGGGACUCUCAUUUUAUUUCUUUUCUCAAUGAAAUUUCGCAUUCCCUGAAGAACUCCAAAGCUUUUGCAAGCUUGAAGCCUGGAUCCAAAGGGUAAAAUACAUAAUACAAGUUUUCAAGGCAGAAUGCCAGCCUUGGGGAAAGCUGUAGGCUUCAAGACUUACAUAAAUUAAUGUUUUUUCAGAGUCUAAUUAAAAAGGAACCAUCAUUUUUAAUUAUAUAAGUUCAUUUUUUUUAAGCUAACAGACAUUUAAAAAAAAGUAUUUCUGGUUGUACUUAGUGGGACAACUUAACUGUGGGGUGCUAAAUGGCCACAGCAAGUUUUUUUUUUGUGUGUGUGGUUUUCAACUUGCAGAAUGACUUAUUUUUUCAGUCCACAGCUUUGUUGCCUGUAUCACAGAGGAAUAUGUGCACUUUAUUGUAAUCUGACCUAUAGAAUUUAUUGAAAAUGCUAUGAGGGUGGAAAAUACUAUCUUCAGAAAACCGUGUUGCCUGACAGGAAUUAUUUCUGGGAACUAUACACUGAUAGAAGGGAAUAUUAAAAUGUGUGAACCUGCAAGAACACAUUUUAAAUAAAAAUACAUGCAUCAUAAAAAUACUCUGAA